Molecule: messenger RNA, 3902 nt
Organism: Quercus lobata
Lineage: Eukaryota; Viridiplantae; Streptophyta; Magnoliopsida; Fagales; Fagaceae
Product: TMV resistance protein N-like
Exons: 6
Coding region: 114-3701 (1195 amino acids)
Biological process (GO): defense response; signal transduction
Molecular function (GO): ADP binding
Source: RefSeq, a predicted model, not a curated record
AAAUGAGGAAGUUACUUAUAGAGAAAGGGUUGAUUUUUUAAUUGAAGACCUGAUUUUUUAUUUUUGCUUUUUAUAAUCAUUAUUGUAGUUCAAGAUUUGGCAAUAUAUUUCAAAUGGCUUCCUCCUCGUCAUUUUCUUCCUCAACACCAAGUUGGAAAUAUGAUGUCUUUCUUAGUUUUAGAGGUGAAGAAACUCGUAAUACUUUUACGGAUCAUCUAUAUGAUGCUUUGAAAAAGAAGGGCAUUAUCACCUUUAGAGAUGAGGAAAAACUUGAGACAGGAAAAUCUAUUUUAUCGGAGCUCUUUAAAGCAAUAGAAGAUUCGACAAUUGCAUUGGUCAUUCUCUCAAAAAACUAUGCAUCUUCUACAUGGUGCUUGGAUGAACUUGGAAAGAUUGUUGACUGCAUGAAAGAAAAGGGAAUGACAGUUCUGCCAGUUUUUUACGAUGUGGAUCCAUCUGAUGUACGAAAACAAUUAAAAACUUUUGAAAAAGCUUUUGUUGCACAUGAAGAAAGAUUUAAGGAAAAUAUGGAGAAGGUUGAAAUGUGGAAAAAUGCUUUGACAGAAGUGGCCAAUCUUAAAGGGUGGCAUUUAUUGAAUAGGCCUGAGUCAAAAAUCAUCCAAAACAUUGUGGAAGACAUAUGGCAUAAAUUGAGUUAUGCAUUCUCUGAAUGUAAUGAAGGCAAAGUUGGAAUAAUUUCUCGAGGAGAGAAAUUGGUGUCACUUUUGUCUAUAGGGUCAAAUGAUGUUCGCAUUAUAGGGCUUUGGGGGAUGGGCGGAAUUGGUAAAACAACUCUUGCUAGAGUUGUUUUUCGCAUGGUUUCUGAGAAGUUUGAAAGAAGUUGUUUUCUCUCCAAUGUUAAGGAAGAAUAUGAAAAAAGUGGUUUAGUUCCACUCCAACAUCUACUUAUUCUUAAACUUUUGAAUGAAAGUAUGAAUAUACACGAUGUUGAUGAAGGAGUUUUCAUAAUCAAGAAUAGGUUACGUCAUAAAAGAAUUCUUCUCAUUCUUGAUGAUGUAAAUCAAUUAGAGCAAUUAGACAACUUAGCUGGGAAUCAUAUUUGGUUUGGUUUAGGUAGCAGAAUAAUCAUAACAACAAGGGAUAAACAUUUACUACAAUUAGCAGAUGACAUAUAUGAUGUUGAGGGAUUGGAUGAUGGUGAAGCUCUUAAUCUUUUGAGUUUGAAAGCUUUUAAAACAGAUCAUCCUCCCAAAGAUUUUCUAGAGUUGUCCAAAGAUGUUGUGCAUUAUGCCAAAGGACUUCCUUUAGCUAUUGAAACUUUGGGUUCCUUUUUGUUCAAUAGAGGUGUCGAUAUAUGGAAAAGUACAUUAAAUAGGCUUAAAGAAUUUCCAGAAAGUGCAAUUCUUCAAAAGCUUAAAAUAGGUUAUGAUGCACUACAAGAAACAGAGCAAAAAAUAUUCCUAUAUAUUGCAUGUUUUUUUAAUCAUGAGGAAAAAGAUAGUGUAGUAAAAACACUAGAUCAUCUUGGCCUUUACCCUGAUGUUGGAUUAAGGGUUCUUGUUGAUAAAUCUCUCAUAAAAAUGAAUGACUCGGAAGUGUGUAUGCAUGAUUUACUACAAGAAAUGUGCCAAGAAAUAGUUCGUGAAGAAUGCCGCGAAGAUCCUGGAAAGCGUAGCAUGCUAUGGUCAUUUGAGGACGUUAAUAUUGUACUAAGUAACAAUAUGGGAACAGAAGCAAUUCAAGGCAUGGCCUUAAAGUUGCUUGAAUUGAAAGAGGCAAAUUGGAAUCCUGAAUCCUUUUCAAAGAUGCGUCAUCUUAAAUUGCUUAUAAUUGAUAACGUUCACCUUUUACAUGAUCCCAAACAUCUACCAAAUAGUUUAAGAGUUUUUAUUUGGAGUGGGUACCCUUCAAAAUCUUUGCCAUCAAGUCUCCAUCUAAAGACUUUUGAGAGAUUGAAAUCCCUCCAAUUGAUCAAGUUUCAAAAAAUUAUUGAAACCCCCGACUUUCACAAAGUCCCUAUUCUUGAGAAAUUGGUUCUUGAAGAUUGUUUAAAUUUACCUAGGGUGCACCCAUCUAUUGGAGUUCAUAAAAAGUUAAUUCAUCUUUGUAUAAAAGGCUGUAGAAACCUCAGAAGUCUUCCAACCAAGCUUGAAAUGGAGUCUCUUGAGACUCUUAUUCUUUCUGGAUGCUCAAAAAUUAAAAAGAUUCCAGAAUUUGGAGAAAACAUGCGGCGUGUAUUGAAACUUUACUUAGAUGGAAUUGCUAUUACUAAACUACCCACAUCAAUUGGGCAUUUGACCAGCCUUUCUUUAUUGAAUAUAAAAGAUUGCAAAAGUCUCACGUGUCUACCAAGCACACUUUUUAAUUUGAAGUUGCUUAAAGAAAUGAAUAUUUCUGGAUGCUCAAAACUUGAGGGAUGGCCUGAGAUAUUGGGGAAUGCUGAAAGUGUAAAGGAGUUAGAUGUGUGUGGAACUGCUGUAAAAGAGGUGCCUUCUUCCAAUGGUCUCUUAAAAAAUCUUAUGCUAUCUCUCCGUGGAUGUAAAUCUAGAUCUUGGUAUGAUUUCCUCCCUUUUUAUUCAAGGCCAAAAAGUCCAAAUCCCGUGGGAUUGUUCUCUCUAUCAGGUUUGUGUUCUUUGACCAACUUGAAUCUAAGCGACUGCAAUCUCAGGGCAAUCCCAGAUGAUAUUGGUUGCUUAUUCUCUUUAGAGGAAAUAGUUCUAAAAGGAAAUAGUUUUGUUUGCCUUCCUGAUAGCAUCAGUCAACUAUGUAAGUUGAGAGGAAUGGAUUUGGAUAAUUGCAGGAGUCUUCGAUCAUUGCCAAAACUUCCAUUAAGUGUUGUACAUGUUUGGGGAGAAGGUUGUGCCUCACUGGAAAUGGUACCAGAUCUUCUAAAACCUAAUUCUUUUUGUGAGGCAGAGCUUUAUCUUUCAAAUUGCAGUAAACUGGCUGACAAUCAAGGUUUCAUUGACAUGUUUUUUACAGUGAUAAGAAAACAACUUCAGGGACUCUCUCUUUUCGGUAGAGUUGACAAGCCUAAUUACAAUUGGAGAUAUGACAUGGUUAUUCCUGGAAGUGUAAUUCCGAACUGGUUUAGGUAUCAAAGUAUGGGGGCUGAAGUGAAUAUAAAAGAACCUUCUUCUCAUUUUUGUUCUAAUGACUGGAUGGGGAUUGCUGUUUGUGUUGUAUUUUUUUCUAUUCCACAUCACCAAAACAAGGGCUACUAUUCACUGUUCUGUCGGUUGAUAGUGAAUGGAAAUAAAUUGAAUGUUGCUCCAAGCAUUAGUCGAGCAGUUAGUUCAUCAGAUAAUAUUUGGCUACUUUAUUUGCUUAAUCAAUACUGCAAGGAGUCAAAGGAGGACCUAAAACUACUGAAGGAAUGUGAAGCAAAUGAAUUCAGUGAGAUUGGCAUUAAAAUUGAAACCAUUCUAAAUGCGAAGGUGAAGAAAUGCGGGUUCCGUAUGGUAUACAAGAAAGACAUAGAAGAUCUAAACGAAACUAUGUCUCAAAGUAGCAACCCCAUCAUCAUUCCUUAUGAGGACUUGGGUGUUCUCCAUCAUAAUUCUGACAGUUCAAUGGUGGUAGGAGAAGGUAACAUAGCAAAGCGAACCCGUGACGAUUAUGAUUGCGCUAGGCCUAGUGGAGAAGGAAGCUCUAAUGAUAUGCCAAAUCCAAAAAGGAUUGAAAAGCUCCAAGAAUUUAAAACCCAUGGUAACUCUGAUUGUGCAGAGUCAAGUGAGUAGGAAUGUGAUGAGGAGUUUAGUGAUUGAAGAAUUCAAAUACUCUUGCUCAGGCUGGAGAAGGCAAGCAACUGUGUAGACAAGGUUGAAAAAUGAGGAUGGUAGCCUGCUUGGAUUGGUAAGCCCUCUUGUUCUACUUGCCAUCAUUGUUGUAUUACAUCUUGAAUUUAAGUUUUCUCACAUUCUUCCCAUUGGGUUUGUUAU